UCCGCCUCGUCGUGGCUCCUUUGGCCCCAGUAGUAAGCGAUCCUGUCUCCAUGACGACGACGCGUCCCUGCCUCCCAGCUCCGGACCCAGAGAUUGGCGAGCCCCGCAGGCCUUCAGUGUCCGCCCUUCGGGUGAUUGGCUUGAGGGGACCACAUCUCGUAAGAAGCGCUGAGGGGACUGCGGGUCUCCUCUCCCCGCUCCCGCCUGCGUGAUCUCUGACACCCUCAGGCCCAGCUCCUGAACCCUCAAACUUCCCGGCUUCUGCGGGUGCCAGCUUGGUGUCCCGUGGCUGCCGAGAGGCAGCCCCAGAAGGAAUUCUCUAUACAAGACAGAUGCUAUAAAGGCACCCACACCUAGACAUCAUGGCAGAUUGUUAACGUUUGAUCCAAAGGAAAAUGUGAUGAUGCAACCAAAGGAAGCAAUGUCACAUAAAUGUCUCUUUGGACACAGACCAAGAUUUGCAAGCAAACUUUAUUCUUCACCAACAAAACAAGUCUCUCUAAGUGUAGCUAAGACAUUCUCAGAAAAGAAGGAAGUCUCUUCAAAGAAGAUUGAAAAUAAAGUCUCUUUAAAAAAUACUGAAAAGAGAGUAUCUUCAAAGAGUAUCAAAAAGAAAGAUAUCUUAAAUCUACAAUCUGACCUACGGUCAUCUUACUUCUUGAAAGAAAGUACAGGUGAAGGGGGCAAAGAUGCAGUCAUUGCAAAGCAGGAGAAAAUUGAUGACUAUUGCCUUCAGGAUACUGAUAAACUGUCAAAAUCAAUGGAUGAUGAUGGUGAAGAUGAUACCAAUGAUGAAGACAGUAACCCUAAAAAGGAUAUUCCUGCCCCAUUAGAGUUAAUGGCAGAAUUCCUCAGAGCUGAAAUGGGCCGAGACUACCACCUGGCAAAAAAAUUAUGUCAGAUGAUCCUCAUCUAUGAACCAGAAAAUCCUGAGGCCAAGGAGUUUUCCUUACUUAUUGAAGAAAUGUUGCUGAAGGAGGAAGCUCAGAAUCUUGAGGAAGACGAGGAAGAAAGUGAAGAGGACAGCAGCACUGAGAGUGAAGAAGAAACCAGUGAGAACGUGAGCAACGAGAGCACUGACGAAUGCGAAGAUGGAUCAUGACAGUCGCUGCAGUUUAAACAUCAUGUAUUUUCAUUAAUGUAUACCACAGAAAUAUAAAGAAGACUGCCAUA
This is a messenger RNA of Heterocephalus glaber (naked mole-rat), 1173 nucleotides long. RefSeq names its product glutamate rich 2 (gene Erich2). The record is from RefSeq and is a predicted model, not a curated record. Lineage: Eukaryota; Metazoa; Chordata; Mammalia; Rodentia; Bathyergidae.